CCACAAUUCUCAUAGAAUUCCUUCUUUUUCGCCCUCAAGUUCGCAAAUUGCAGAUGUUUCACCAAUGACACGACCUUCCAACCAUCCAAAAACCAGUACAUUGGCAACAUGCCUCGCUCAACAACCAUAGCUUUACCGGUUAGACUACUUCCGCCUACGGAGCACCCAGUCUCGAGCCUUCCAUAACUGGCAUUGGUGCUAACGACUAGCUAGGUAUCAAUCAUACAGCUUUCGGCCGUCCAUUCAAAAAGUCCAAUAUGAACGCUCGCAUAAUUUGUUCACUCGCUACUUUACCAUACACACAACAACCAAGCAAGCAACCAACCAAAUAACAUCGCCAACAAAAGCAAAUCCGCAACCAUGGUAACAACACUCUGUCGUUCUCCUGUUCUGACCAUUGACUGCAGCAGCAACAAGCGCAGCUUUGGUGAGGAAGACCCAGUCGACGACUUUGUCUACCAGACUCCUCCCCUUACAUGGCACAAGAAGCGCUGUACCGAUGAACAUUUCUUUUCACCUCCCCCUCCUCCACGAGGCAAGUGUUCGACAGCACGCCACUUUUUCGUCUUUCAAGAACAGGACGUGGCCGACAUUAUGUUGCCCGAAUUGGCCAAGCCGCUUCCUGUAGUACCUGACCAAGAAAACUUGACCGCCGACGUGAAACCUCUUGUUCGACUGCAAUAUCGUCGGCCACCAUCUCCCGACAUUAUCUUGCCGCUGCCAAUCUCUCAACCCAAGAGAAUAAACCGGCUGCCCCUAGCACCCGUGCUCGAAGAAGAAGAAGAAGACAGCGCACUCAUGCCACCACCACUUCCGCCAAAGAAACGUUCGCUCAAGGAUGGACAUGAUCAUCAUCAUCACGACCGAGAGAAUCACCCUGCCAAUGGCUGGUGUCGUCCCAAUCUUCCGGACGCACCGACAAGAGCGGGAACCGAGUAUGCUCGAUGCGCGUAACAAUGGCUUUGUUUUGCAAGGCGCGCCUUUUCUAGAGGAGAGCAGCUAUCCACAACCAUACAGUACUGACGGCCUCAUGCCAAUCAUGCCAAUCAUGCCAACAUCCAGUCAGCUGAUGGAGCGCUUUCCCGUGCCGGUAUCUCUGUGCUGCAUGUCAUAUCUGGAAAGUUGGAACCUCACGGUGGCACGAACGAAUACACAAGUGGCAGUAUAGCUUCUGAUCAGUACCAUGGCCAGCAGUGAAAUUGGGACUAUCCAUACGUUACCUAUGCAACGACAAUACGGUACGAUCAAGCCAUAAGGAGCAUCUAUUCUC
Messenger RNA from Seminavis robusta, 1270 nucleotides. NCBI's taxonomy places the organism in Eukaryota, Bacillariophyta, Bacillariophyceae, Naviculales, Naviculaceae. The record is from the annotation of a GenBank genome assembly.